GUUAUGACCAAAUAGGCCAUGCCUGCCAGCCCCAUCAUUCCCAAAACCAAAACCUUCUCCGACGACGUCGUUCCCUCUCUUCUUCUUCUUCUCCUCAUAUAUAACUCACCUCACCACCUUCUUCUUCUUCUUCUUCCUCUUGCAGAGAGAGAGAGAGAGAGAGAGAGAGAGAGAGAGUGACAGAGGGAGAGCGCGAUCUUCUUCCAUCGAUCUCUACUCUUUCCUCUCACCUUUUUCCAGAUUCCUCCAAUUUUCCGAUUCAUCCCCGAGAUGCCAUUCGCUUCCCUCUCAAAUCACCUGCUUCACUCUCACGAUUUUGAUUGAGGCGGCGGCUGCGGCUAAUUAGGGAAAGAGUGACUGCUGGUUUCGCGGGAAAGUGGUUCUAUUGCUGGAUAAUGGCUGUGACAUUUCUGUGAUUACUGAUUGCUGCCUUUGCGUUCUAAAUUUUUUCGUCUUUCACGAUGUGGAGUUUCGCGUCGCGAGCCUUUACGAGCAUUACAAAGAAAAGGCGCUCCGCGGAGCCGAGUCAUACUUCUGCAGAAUGCUCGGAUGAUGAGGUUUGCUCUAAUGCCAGCAGAGAUGAAGGGCUAGAGUGUCCAAUAUGCUGGGAAUCUUUCAACAUUGUUGAGAAUGUGCCUUAUGUGUUGUGGUGCGGCCACACCUUGUGUAAAAAUUGUGUCCUUGGACUUCAGUGGGCUAUGGUGAAAUUUCCUACUCAGCAAGUCAGGGUUCCUCUCUUCAUUUGUUGUCCAUGGUGCCACCUGUUAUCGUUCCGGCUCAUUUACAAGGGGAAUUUGAAAUUUCCUCGUAAGAACUACUUCCUUCUUUGGAUGGUUGAGAGUCGGAACGGUGAUAGGCACAAGCAUUCCUCUUGUGUGGAUAGCCAACCAAAUUGGUCUCCCAAAUGCAACCUUCUGGGAAGUCAAGGUACUACUUGUAACCUUAGAAGGGCCUCCCCAAUUAUUCGUCGUUCUGGACAGUCGGGAUCCAACAGUGAGGUUGGUAUCAGUGAUGGAGAGAGACACAAUUUCUCCCUACAUAAAUCUCUGGAUUUCUUCAUUCAUUUUACAUCCAAGUUCCCACUAGUCAUCAUUUUCCUUUUGAUUGCCUUUUUCAUCAUUCCCUGCAGUGCUGUCAUUUUAGUCAUUUACUUGCUACUCACUAUUCUUUUUGCUAUCCCAUCAUUCCUCGUAUUGUACUUUGCAUUCCCUACGAUCCAGAGGCUGAUAACCGAAAUAACAUCUUAAGAUGCAGCCUCACUUCUACGGACAAUGGCAGCGUGUGAGUUCAACUUCAACAAAUUCCACUAUAUACGUUUGGGUUGAUUGUUCUAACCUCUACCUUAUGGUAUUUUUUUUUUGUUAUUUGUAGGUGGUCAUGUUUUUAUGGUUCUUCUUUCUUUUGUAGUUAUGCCAUUUUCACAUCAAAUUCAAGAUAAAAAUCUUGAAUAGAACUUUGCUCUGGGCAGUUGUAAUUUGCUUUUUAAUUCCUUUUUUCUCUUGAAGUGGGUGAUUAACUAUUGUACAAAGGAACAAGGAUUACAGGCUAAAAUUUUAUGUGCCAAAUGGCUUUGGAUA
This is a messenger RNA of Lotus japonicus, 1577 nucleotides long. RefSeq lists its product as uncharacterized. NCBI's taxonomy places the organism in Eukaryota, Viridiplantae, Streptophyta, Magnoliopsida, Fabales, Fabaceae. The record is from RefSeq and is a predicted model, not a curated record. The transcript is spliced from 2 exons. The coding region runs from base 462 to 1247 and encodes 261 amino acids.